UGCGUCAUUUCCUGACAGAGGACGGUCAGAGGCGAGAGAGCCGCCAGUCUCACUCUGUCGCUGUAGUAACGGAGACACCGAGCAGCAGGUCACCUCAACACUGCAGCCGGACGGAUAAUAAGAACAAAACCAACAAACUAACGACUGGAAUUCGUUGCUUGCUCCGUGUAACACUGCUGGAUAGAUAUUUUUGUGAACUUGACGUCGUUUGGAACUAAAAGUGAGACCAGAGAGGGAUAGUAUGGACUCGUCGGGACGCUGAGCAGGAACAGAGAAAUAACUUUUAUUUUUCUUCGCUGAGGAAAUAGCGUUUCUUUCCGAGACGCGUGCACUUGUACAGUGGACCAAGUACAAGUCGUUUUAAGUUCUGCUGUUGUUUAUUCCUCCUCGUGGAGCGGCUGGCGGCGAGGCGGACACCAGAGAAGCUCCAGCUCGGCAGCCACCUGACCUCCUGGAAAAUAAGAUCGCAGCUAAUGACACGCAGGCUGGGGUCUUACGUGGCUCAUUACUAAGCUCUCGGGCGGAGCGGGGCGAGUUCUCCGCGAGGCUGUUGCAUGUCCAGUCUUGACGCACGUGAAGUUUGCAGAAUCCAAUUACUGAUAUCUAAAUUAUGGUAAGUGCUAAUUAAUUUGUGUCAACUGUGAAAUAGAAUUAGCUGGACUUAAUUGCCCGUUGAAGUUGCCCCUUUCAUCGCCCCAUUCGGCAAAUUGCUAUUAAUAAGUGGAUCUUCUGUCAAAGCCCGACAGCAUGGAUAUAACCGGAGUGCACGUCCUCCAGCGGUCGUGAUGCCAAGCGCCGGUCUAAUCCCGCGCCGCUGGCCCGUAAUGCCUGCUCUCUAACCUGUACCAGUGUGGCGCCGUGUCCCGGUCACACCGCCAGGAUGAGCAGCACCGACCUGGAGCGCAUGUCGCUCAGCUCCUCGGCCAACUCGGUGGCCUCCAGCGCGCGGACCCUGUCGGCUAACGUGAGGAAGCUACACAACGCGCUCAACCUCCUGCUCAACGACUUUGAGAGGGAGCAGUUCAUCCACUGCCUCAACGUGUACCACUCCAAACGCAACGUGUACGACCUGGUUCAGACCCUCAACGUCAUCCUCAACGCGCCCAGCAAACGGCAACUUCUGCCCAUGCUGCGGUUGGUUAUCCCCCGCUCUGACCAGCUGCUCUUCGAGCAGUACACCUCGGAGGGCCUCUACUUAAAAUCGGAUUUAGUUGCAAGCAAUGGCAACGCCGAACCCCCUCCGGGCGACUUCGCCAGCGCCAGCCCAACUUCCCCGGAGCAUUUCUCGCCAAACAACCCGCCCGAGUUUCAGGUGGCGUUGCGUGGCUCGCCGGACAGCUUCAGCACCAGCAGCGAAGGGACAGCUCCCCUGGUGCCUCUGCUCGGGAGGAACUUUGUCCACGAGCCACCGGGCGAGAUACGGCAGGUCACCAUGAAGCGACACAAGAGCAACGAGGGCCUGGGUUUCAGCAUCCGCGGCGGCUCGGAGCACGGGGUGGGCAUCUAUGUGUCCCUGGUGGAGCCGGGGAGCCUGGCGGAGAAAGAGGGUCUCCGAAUCGGGGACCAGAUCAUGAAAGUGAACGACAAAGUCUUCGACAAAGUCACUCAUGCUGAAGCUGUGAAGGUGCUGAAGGGCAGUAAAAAGCUUGGCCUCUCUGUGCGUUCAGUCGGGCGGAUUCCAGGUGGCUAUGUCACCAACCAUGUUUAUACCUGGGUUGACCCUCAGGGUCGGAGUGUGUCCCCUCCUCCUGACCUGCCUGAGCAUCGGAGCGCCACCCUGAGAAGAACGGACAGCCAGCGGCGCAGCAACAUGCAGCUGCUGCAGGAGGGAGACGAGAAGAAGGUCAACUUGGUUUUGGAUGACGGCCGGUCUCUGGGUCUGAUGAUCCGGGGGGGAGCAGAAUACGCUCUGGGUAUUUACAUCACCGGAGUGGACCAGGGAUCAGCAGCAGAGUGUGGAGGACUCAAGGUCGGUGACCAGAUCUUGGAGGUGAACGGCCGCAGCUUCCUGAGCAUCCCGCACGACGAAGCCGUCAGGGUCCUGAAGUCGUCGCGGCACCUGAUGAUGACGGUGAAAGACGUGGGCCGUCUGCCGCACGCCAGGACAGUGGUGGGGGAGACCAAGUGGAUUGCCAGCUCGCAGAUUGGAGAGAGCUCCGCCAACAGCAGCAUGGCAAGCUUCUCGGUGGACAAAGGGGCCUCUGCAGCAGGAAAGGGUCUGGGCUUCAAUGAGAGGAAUUUGAUGCAAAAAUAUGUUCAGCCUGGGUUUUAUAAAGGUGUGGCGGGCUCACAGGUGACCCUGUCCAGCCUGGUGAACCAGUCACGGGCCAUGCUGGAGGAGCAGGCGCGCCACUUGCUGACAGAGGCGGAGCGGCAGACCAUGGGCUAUUACGUAGAGGAGUACCGGGACGGACACAUCGGCGUGGAGCAGCUAGUCGUGGCGCUGUUCGAGCUGCUCAACACGCAUGCAAAGUUCUCUCUGCUGUCAGAGGUGCGAGGCCUGGUCACCCCACAGGACCUGGAGCACUUCGACGGGCUGGUGCUGAGACGUGAAAUUCAGGCUCUAAAAGCGCGACAGGGGACAGCCGGAGCCAUGGCACUCCAACCAGACUCCCUGUCCAUGGUGUCGUACGCAGACACUCUGACCUCUUCUUCAGCCAGCUUCAUGACCAACACCACCCUCAGCUCUGCACGGAACGACAGUGUGGUGGAGAGUAAUAAGGAGGGUCCUCCGGAGAGUCUGAACACGCUGCUGACCGACAUCUCUCUGGUGAGCCCGGCAGGCAGGCACAGGCCCUGCUUUGGCGUGAUAAAGGACGACGUACAGUCCACAACAGCUGAGUCUCCCCCCUCCUUCAAGCCUCCGCCCCCACCAGGGGUGCAGAGGCGCCCAACUAGACGAGAUCCGCUCAACAAAUGCCCCUCGUCCGAAUCCUCCCACUCAGGCUUGUACUUCACAGCCCCGACCUCUCACCACUACAGCAAAGAGCCAGGACACGUCCCCGCCUCGCCUUCGCUGUACCACAAACGAGAACAUCCCAGGGAUCCGUCUCGGGACUACGCAGUCAUCAGAAAGAGAGAUCCGCCGGUACCUUUCAAGAAAGAACAGAUAGCUGCGGCUCAGUUGUCUAUGGUCACACAGCACAACAUCGGCCCUUUCCCCAGGGUCCUGUCCCCUAGCAGACGCACCAAACCUGCUGCCCCGUCCCCUUCACCUCCACCUCCACCUCCACUCCCUGCUCCUCCUCCACCCCCUUCUCUUCCCCUUAAACCAAUGUCCAUGUCCAAAGCCUCCUCCUCCUCUCCUGGCUCUAAACAGCAGUUUGUAACAGUGGAGGUUCACAGGCCCAAUGCAGAGCCCGACGUCAAUGAGGUGCGGCCGCUGCCCCAAACCCGAGGUGGCGCUCUGUCUCAGCUGUCAGACAGCGGCCAGACCCUCAGUGAAGACAGCGGGGUGGACAUAGCUGAGUCAGGACACAUCAGCAAAGACAGCAGCCCCCAUUCCUCACGCACACGCCACCCCCGAGACAUCCAGGGGGGUGGGGGGGGCAACCCCUCCAAACCGCCGGGGCUGUUGGAGCCAACCUCGACUUUAGUGAGGGUGGCAAAGAGUGCCAGCACUCUGGGUAUCGCCAUUGAAGGUGGAGCCAACACUCGCCAGCCGCUGCCACGAAUUGUCACAAUACAGAGGGGUGGUUCAGCUCAUAACUGCGGCCAGCUGAAGGUGGGUCAGGUGAUCUUGGAGGUAAACGGGGCGACCAUGAGGGGCCGCGAGCACAGGGACGCCGCACGCCUCAUUGCCGAGGCCUUCAAGACCAAAGAGAGGGACCACGUGGACUUCCUGGUGACCGAGUUCAAUGUGGCGCUAUAGCUGAGUGGAGGAGGAGAGAGGACGAGGGCAGCGCCGAGAGAAGAAGAGUUGGAGGACGACAUGAGAGGAAGAAAGUCUAUUGUUUUAAAUGGCACAACUCUUUUAGAUAGACACAAACGAACCAACUGAUCUCUGAGUCCUUCGAAACACCCACCCCUUGAGUCUGGAUACAUGAUACUCAAAUUUUACAAGGCAUUACUUCUGCCGUGGACUUUGUUCAGGAUUCUCCUCAACUUGUUACCUCCCCACUGUGAGACCUUAUGCACUAAAUGGAAAGUAGUGAAACGUGUACCUUUUCUUUGUUCCCUCCGUGUUAAAACUUGUGGAUUUACAAGCAUUGAAACCCACCGGAACUUCUCGUAGCACUCCCAGGUCCCAUGGUCAGUUAACUUUAUUAUUAUUAUUGUUUUGCUUCUGCCUGAGAGACAACUGCACAUCUAAGACUGAUCCAUGCUCAACUUUACAAGCCUGGAUUUGUAAAUGUAAAAAUUAACAAAUGUAGAUACAGAUGCAUAUAUACACUUAAAGAUACUCCUAUAUGAAUAAUAAAACCCGUAACCUCCGCUGCAUCAUCAGCAUAUAGUGAUAUAUUUCAAAGAUGAUGAUAAUUCAGGCCAUCCUGGUGAUAUGUGAUUCUACACAUUUUGUAGUGAUGGAACCGGCCUGUCUGCGUAUUACAACCCUUUCACAAAAAGGAAAUACAUGUUACAUUCUCAUAUUUCUUUAAUCAGACAACAUGUACUUCUCCAUGUGUAUCUGUAUUGUUUGAGACUAUGUCCAAGCUAAACAAGCGGAAUUUCUUUAAUUCUGUGAAAGCAACAAUACAAACAAUAAGAAUCAUGGCUAAAUUGUAGCUUCUUUUUCUUUCUUUUUUUCAUCAGCAAAACAUUUCUGACAACUGCACUGUAUCCAAGUUCCCCAGUACACACUGAAACACAAGGUGGUUCACAUUCAUUCACUACACAGAGCAAUUUUGAAAACCUCAGUUUGGACGCUGGAUCAAAAAAUACAUUUGUACAUUUGGCUAUUUUAUUCUGCAACUACCCUCAGUUUUUCCCUCAGACUGCUCUGCUUUUCUCCUGCUACUCUGAAUAACAAUUGAUGAUUUUUAUUUGUUUAUUUCAUUGUUGUAAUUAUAUUCACCCGGGGGGGGGGGGUUGUUUUCUAAAGCCAUGCUCAGUGAAGCAGUUAUGCCCGAGAGGGGAGUGAUGAGACAUUUAGAGGACGACACUGCCAAAGAUUUGAGAAACACUCCUCCACACAUGUUCACCCAUGGAACAUGUGCACGCACACAUUUUAUCCACUCAUAGAAAAGCAAUUAGGAGAUAAGCAAUCAGGUGGAGAGAGAGAGAGAGAGAGAGAGAGAGAGAGAGAGAGAGAGAGAGAGAGAGAGAGAGAGAGAGAGAGA
This is a messenger RNA of Cottoperca gobio, 5279 nucleotides long. It is a transcript of the gene whrna, whose product is annotated as whirlin a. Gene Ontology annotation, molecular function: protein binding. The transcript has 13 exons. Bases 881 to 3871 code for a protein of 996 amino acids. Gene Ontology annotation, cellular component: cilium; photoreceptor inner segment; stereocilium tip. The record is from RefSeq and is a predicted model, not a curated record. Lineage: Eukaryota; Metazoa; Chordata; Actinopteri; Perciformes; Bovichtidae. Gene Ontology annotation, biological process: auditory receptor cell stereocilium organization; sensory perception of sound.